This is a messenger RNA of Exophiala spinifera, 1230 nucleotides long. RefSeq lists its product as uncharacterized. Lineage: Eukaryota; Fungi; Ascomycota; Eurotiomycetes; Chaetothyriales; Herpotrichiellaceae. Bases 1 to 1230 code for a protein of 409 amino acids. The transcript has a single exon. Gene Ontology annotation, molecular function: FMN binding; oxidoreductase activity. The record is from RefSeq and is a predicted model, not a curated record.
AUGGGCGAAGAUUAUCAUAUGGUUGAUCGUGCCAGCCAUAGCCUGUCGACUGUUCAAUUGGACGUCUUCCUACGUGGGCUCAGACAUGAGAAGCCCGCCCUGCCCUUUGAGCCCACCGCUUGGGAGGCUCAAGCUGAGGCGGUUCUCGGUUCGAAUGCGUGGGGCUAUGUCCACGGGAAUGCUGGCCUUGGACAGUCCUACGACAACAAUCGAAAGGCUUUCAAUAAAUGGGCAUUUAUCCCCCGGAGACUGAUUUCGGCUCCACUCCCAGACCUCGGUGUUAAGCUGUUUGGUCGAGAGUACGCGUCCCCCUUGGCCAUUGCUCCUGUCGGCGUACAGAGGAUUUUCAAUGAAGAAGGAGAGCUUGCGACCGCGCGUGCAUGUGCAAAAGAACACGUCCCGUUUCUCCUGAGCACCGGCGCCAGUGUAGGCAUUGAGGCAGCAGCGGAGGCGAAUGGUAACGGGCACCGCUGGUUCCAACUCUACUGGCCUGACAACAAGCACAAUCACUUCACGGCCAGCCUCCUCUCUCGUGCCAAGAACAACGGUUACGAGGUACUUGUGGUGACGCUGGAUACCUUCGCUCUUGGAUGGCGUGCCCGCGAAAUGGACAAUGGCUACAGUCCUUUCUUGCGGCCCGAUUCAAUCGGCGUGGCCACUGGUUUCACAGACCCGCUCUUCCGUAAGACCUUCAAGGAAACGUAUGGCAAGGACAUUGAGGACGACCAAGGCAAAGCCGCACAUGAGUGGAUCAACAUCUUCAUGCCCGGACGCUCGCACGCUUGGGAAGACCUCGCCUUCCUGAAGGAUCAUUGGGACGGGCCCAUCGUUCUCAAAGGCAUCCAGAGUGUCAAAGAUGCGAGGCUGGCUGGUGAACACGGCAUGCACGGCAUUGUCGUGUCGAACCAUGGAGGUAGGCAGUGUGAUGGAGGGGUGGCAUCGCUGGACAGCCUUCCCGAGAUCGUGGCUGCUGUGGGUGACAAGCUGGAGGUUCUUUUCGAUUCGGGCAUACGUUGCGGAGCCGACAUUGCCAAAGCACUGGCGCUAGGUGCGAAGAUGGUCUUGAUCGGUAGACCCUUCGUAUGGGGCCUGGCGAUGGCCGGAGAAGAUGGUGUUCGCCACGUCCUCAGAGCACUACUGGGGGAUCUCACCAUGACUCUCCACCUGACGGGCAUUCCAUCUGUGAAACAAAAGGAUUUGAACACGAGUAUCUUGCGGAGGCAAUGUUAG